AUGGUGGAAGGAGUGGGGGCCAGGGUAGCCCGGGGCCCGGACUGGAAGUGGGGCAAGCAGGACGGCGGAGAGGGGCAUGUGGGCACCGUGCGGAGCUUCGAGAGCCCGGAGGAGGUGGUGGUGGUCUGGGACAACGGAACCGCUGCCAACUAUCGCUGCUCCGGGGCCUACGACCUGAGAGUGCUGGACAGUGCGCCCACCGGUGUCAAACAUGAUGGGACAAUGUGUGAUACAUGUAGACAGCAGCCGAUCAUUGGGAUCCGUUGGAAGUGCGCCGAAUGCACAAACUAUGACCUAUGCACUAUGUGUUAUCACGGUGACAAGCAUCAUCUGAGGCACCGAUUUUAUCGAAUCACUACACCAGGAAGUGAACGUGUGCUUUUGGAAUCCCGGCGCAAGUCAAAGAAGAUAACAGCACGGGGAAUUUUUGCUGGUGCUAGAGUUGUGCGUGGAGUGGACUGGCAGUGGGAAGACCAAGAUGGUGGCAAUGGGAGGAGAGGCAAGGUGACAGAGAUACAAGACUGGAGUGCAUCAAGUCCACACAGUGCUGCUUAUGUUCUCUGGGACAAUGGUGCUAAAAACCUCUACAGAGUUGGCUUUGAAGGCAUGGUAAGUAGUCACAAGAUGACAAAAAAACAAGGAAUGUUUGGAGUGGGGGGCAGUAAGUUUUUUUUAGGUGAGCAAAAUGGUAAUCGCAAUCCAGGUGGUUUGAUGAUUGGUGAUCUUGUGAAUAUUGAUCUAGAACUUGAAAUUGUUCAGUCAUUGCAACAUGGUCAUGGAGGUUGGACUGAUGGCAUGUUUGAAACACUUACAACUACGGGCACUGUCUGUGGCAUUGAUGAAGAUCAUGAUAUUGUAGUACAGUACCCAAGUGGAAAUAGGUACGCAAAUGUUGUUCGAAGUGGUGAUUCUGCACAAGGAGCAGAGGGAGGAUCCUCACAGUUUCAAGUAGGCGAUCUAGUACAAAUUUGCUACGAUCUAGAGAGAAUAAAGCUGCUCCAGAGAGGUCAUGGAGAAUGGGCUGAAGCCAUGCUUCCUACCCUGGGAAAAGUUGGAAGAGUUCAGCAAAUCUAUUCAGACAGUGACCUAAAGGUGGAAGUUUGUGGGACCUCCUGGACAUACAACCCAAUUGCUGUUUCUAAGGUGGCCUCUGUUGGAUCAGCAAUAAGUACAUUUGCCAUUCUUUUUGACUCCACAGAGAGGUUAUCACAACUUUUAAAGAAAUUGUUUGAAACACAAGAAUCUGGUGAUCUUAAUGAAGAGCUUGUGAAAGCUGCUGCAAAUGGAGAUGUCGCUAAAGUGGAGGACUUGCUGAAGAGGCCAGAUGUUGAUCUGACCAGAUGUUUAAUUACAUUUUUUUCUCAACAUUCUAAGGUAAAUGGUCAGUGUGCUGGACACACAGCCUUACAAGCUGCAAGCCAGAAUGGACAUGUUGACAUUUUGAAGUUGCUUCUCAAGCAUAAUGUAGAUGUUGAAGCUGAGGAUAAAGAUGGAGAUCGUGCUGUUCAUCAUGCAGCAUUCGGAGAUGAAGGUUCUGUGAUUGAGGUGCUGCAUAGAGGUGGUGCAGACCUAAAUGCUCGUAACAAGCGCAGACAGACACCAUUACACAUUGCUGUUAAUAAAGGCCACUUACAAGAUUGUUUAAAAACUUUUACUGGAUUUCGGUUGUCAUCCUAG
This is a messenger RNA of Staurois parvus, 1677 nucleotides long. NCBI's taxonomy places the organism in Eukaryota, Metazoa, Chordata, Amphibia, Anura, Ranidae. The record is from the annotation of a GenBank genome assembly.